Paramecium sonneborni is the source of this 736-nucleotide messenger RNA. Lineage: Eukaryota; Ciliophora; Oligohymenophorea; Peniculida; Parameciidae. The record is from the annotation of a GenBank genome assembly.
AUGGGAAAUAUUUGUUCUAAUGUAUCGAAAAAGGAAAUAAAAUUCAAGCCGAUAAUCAUUGAAGAUAUCAGUGAUGAUAGGAAUAGAAAAAGUUAAUAAUCAUUGAUUGGCAAUUUUAAUAACAUUUAAUAAUAUGAAUUUUCAUUUAAAGACCCUUCAUCAUUUAGAACGAUAAGAUCUAAAUUUUAAAUAGUAUUAAUAGAAGAAAAUUAAUUCAUGUACAUCUUUGACGGAUAAAUUCUAAAAAUGUAAAAUAAUAAAUAUUAGAAAGAGAUUAAGUGGAAAAAAUUUCCAAAAUACCUGAAUUUAGUAAUAAUUUGGAAUAAAUAAAAUACCUUUAAUAAAUAGAAGAUUAUGGAUCGGAUUAAUAAAAAUAUUUUAAAUAAGUAUCAUAUUGGUAAGGACAACAACUAAACUAAGUUGGUGGAUUCUACUCCAAAGAUGGGGGAAAAUAGGGCUUGUGGAAAGAAACAUUCAAAAAUUUUAAGAUGUAAUUUAAAUUAUUAUGUUUAAUUAAUAAAAAUAGCAAAGCUUUAGUUUAUUUUUUUGGUGAAUAUCUAAAUAAUUAAAAAAUUGGAAAAUGGAGAUAUAUCUAUAAAAAUUAGAAGAUGUAAAAAUAAAAUAUACUAGAAGUGGUGGUGGAUUUUACAAUUAAUUAGGCUAAGCAACUGGUAAAUGGAUUGAAUUGAGUGAUAGAUUUUGUUAGUAUUUAUAUUUCAUCAUUAAUGAUUAGAGA